UAUGUCUUCUCAAAAGUUCAAGGUUAAAAAGCUUAGAGAUUAAAAGCCUGAAGAUCUUAUAAAAGAUUUAGAGAAACUCAAAGGAGAACUUAUUUAAUUGCGAACAGUUAAAGUUUCAGCUGGUAAUGCUUAAAAACUUGGCAGAAUUGGAGUAAGCAACUAAUCAAUUAAUUAAGCUUGUUAGAAAGCGAAUUGCUAAAUAUUUAACAGUGAUCAAUGAAUAAAGAAGAAAUUCUGUGAAAAAUGCAGCCAAAUCAAUUACUAAACUCCCAGUUGAUCUUAGAGGUAAAAAAACAAGAGCAAUUAGAUAAAGACUCACAAGAAGCGAAAAAGGUAAUAAUAAAUGAUAAAUAAAUUAAGCAUAAAAAACAUAAAGACAAUGGAAAAGAUUGAACAAUUUCCCAUUAAGAAAGUUUGCUUUAAAAGAAUGAUC
Molecule: messenger RNA, 433 nt
Organism: Paramecium pentaurelia
Lineage: Eukaryota; Ciliophora; Oligohymenophorea; Peniculida; Parameciidae
Source: the annotation of a GenBank genome assembly